This is a messenger RNA of Triticum dicoccoides, 5470 nucleotides long. RefSeq lists its product as uncharacterized. Bases 1937 to 3070 code for a protein of 377 amino acids. The transcript is spliced from 2 exons. Lineage: Eukaryota; Viridiplantae; Streptophyta; Magnoliopsida; Poales; Poaceae. The record is from RefSeq and is a predicted model, not a curated record.
UUGAAUAUUGCUUGAUAAUCAUAAAAAAGAUCAUUUACUAGUCUUUGGUCUAUCUUGCAGAAGUGUGCGCAAAGGCACCAAUAAUCGUCAAAAUUCUGUCUAGGUGGUUAUCGAGAAGAGUGAAGAAAAGAAGAGAAGGGAGAAGAUACUUGAGUGAGAUGAAAAUAAGUAACCAGGGGGCUAACUAUAGAAGAGAGGGGAUCUACUUGGGAAGGAAGAAGACAGAAGGAGGGCAAAAGUGCAAAGUGGCAGAUCUGAUCGAGAAGGGUCAAAUCCCUAGCCAUCUCCUUCGAUCCCCUUGGGGCCUGGCACAACUCAUCUCUCUCCCUCACCCCUCCUUCUCCACCUCCGGCCGCCGCCACAGCCAGGCCGGCGUGGUGAUGCGCCACCCAGCAUCUCACCUGCUCCACACCGCCGCCGCAUCACCACCUCGCGCCGCCGCACCAUCCACCACCACGAUCAUCUCCUUCCACCCGCUCCACAACACUGCCGCAUCACCACCUCCAGCGCCAUCCAUCCCCUCACGCAUCCAUCCAUCAGCGCCACCAGCUCCACCACCACACCACUGAAUGCCCAUGCGCUGCUGCUCUAUCUUUCUUCCUCCCCUACUGCUUUCUGCUGCCCCUUCUUCGCCUACCUCGCUGCUGCUCCUCCACCUCUCUUCUUCUCCCAAGAUCUGCUCCUGCUGCUUUCUCUAAUAUCCCCACGCCUUUGCUGUUCUUCUUGCCCAAACCUUGCUGCUGCUCCUUCUCUGAACAUACUGCUGCCACUGCGCUCAGCUGCUUCUUCUCUGAACCUACUGCUGCUCCUCUCCAGCGCCCCCUUGCUGCUCUUCUCCAGCGCUUCCUUGCUGCUCCUAGUUCUUCUCUAAACUAAAACUGUUGCUGCUUCUCUCCUCUCUUACUUCUUGCAAAUUUCUGAAAACUGCUAGGUGAACCUUGUGUGAUAUUCAGAUUUGUGCCUUGAGAUGCUUAUGUAAUAUUCAGAUUUGAAGUGUACUUGCAAUCUGCUGUUUGCUCUGUUUAAGUACUUGUAUAAUAUAGUGUAUGUGUUUUGAGAUCUGACUAGUUGAGGCUUUGUUACUUUGAGAGAUACUUGAUCUAUCAUAUUUUGGUUUUGUCAAUUGGUAUUCUGCUAGUAUGUGUGUGUGUGUGUGUGUGUAAUUCAUCAAAAAUAUUGUUGUGUGCUGAUGAUUAAUGUCCAGUUUACUGUUCCUGCGAUAUAUACAUAUGUGUGUUUGUGGUGUGAUACAUAUAUACCUGUGAUUUUAUUUUGUAGUGAGACUGCUCUUUGUGAAGUCAGAGGUGUGAUUGUUUUUAAUCUCAAGUUCAAUGUGCUAGCUAUGCACCAGUGACAUAUGUGACAUGUAUAUGUGAUGUGAAACAAUUGUAUGCUGUCCCUAAUCUUGUUCCUUCCGCGUGUCUUAUACUUGCUAGUUUUAUAUACAUAUAUGUGUUCUUGUCUUGUUAGUUCCCUUUGUUGAAGUUGUCCCCCUGUAGUUUUUAUUUCUCAAGUUCUAGGAAAACACCAAAAAGAUAGUAAGUAAUAUCUGAACCUCCCUUUGCUAUUUUGCAUUUUCUUUGUGGAUUAUCUUCGGGAACACUCAUUGUUAGUUUAGAUUCUUAUUUUCUGCAUUUAUCUCUUAAAAUUGUGCUUCCUAGCUUUAGCCGAGCAUAGUUGCCGUCGCCUAGUCCCUGUGGAGAACACGACAUCCGUAGUUUGGGGCGUAAAACCCCCGCUAUACUUUCAAUUGAUCAUUUUGGCGCCGUUGCCGGGGACUAGCGUCGAGCAUUUGUGUGAGGCUUUAGACUAGGUUUAGCUUGUUUCCUUUUUGUGCUUUAUAUAUUUGUGAUAUAUCUCUAGCCACUAACCCCUGUUCUAGUUAGUAUCUUUUUGUCUUCUUUUCCUUUUUGCAGGUUGGAUUAUCCUCUCGGUUAUGGCUUACUAUUCAGAUCAUCAGGCUUAUGCGAGCAACACUACAAACAACACGGAAAGUGUUCAAGAACUGAUAGGUAAGAUUUCCCAUCGAUUAGAUGAUUUAGCUUGGCAGCGAGAAGGAGUUUUUGAGGAUAGGCCUAGCUCUUAUGAUCCUUAUUCUAGAGGCUAUCCUUAUGUUGCUCCUACCUGCCAUAUUUGUGGAUUUCAGGGCCAUUCACCCGCUGAAUGUCAGCAUGGUUACUCUCACCCUCUUGAUUGUUAUGGCAUGAGCUUCGCCCCACAGCCUAGCUCAUACCAAAACAAUUACACACAUGGGUGGCCUGAAAACCAUAAUAUGUCAUAUAGGAGCAAUAACCCUGAGAUCUCAUCGUUUGCCUCUAGUUAUCCAAUGCAGGGAUUCAGGUACAAUGAGGAGAACCACAACUAUGCUCCACAACAGAUUUAUUCACCUCCUAAUCAUAUACCUCAAUACCAGGAGAUGUGUCCAAUGGAGUUAAAUGGUCCUCCAUUUGGUCAACCAACACCUUCAACACAAGUGCCUACUCAAGAUGAGUUCGAUGACAUAGACAAGCUCGCACUUUUGAGUCUUGAGUUCACUUGGAGUGCCGAGGAUGAUCCUAUUAGGAAGGUUAUACUAGAUGAAAUGAAGAAGAUCAAGAGUGGGCAUGAGCUAGUGGAAGAAGUAAUGAAGAUUGAGAAGAACAUCAACGCUGGCAGUACUAUCUCUUCCCUCCUUGAGUUGAGUGUUGCUGGGAUAUCCCUUGAGGUGUGUGAGGUUUCAACACCGUCACAUUCAGCUGAGCAAGAUAGCGAGAGUCCAGAGGAAGAAAGACCCCAGAUUGAAGAAGAUGAACUAGAAGACAAGGAACAGGAUGAUCAAGAGCUGCAAUUCCCAAGUGAUCAAGUUGAAGACUCAUCAUCUACUACUGAAGAAGUACAAGAAGCUGCUGUAGAUAAAGAUGAAGAUCAUGAGAUUCAUUUGCCUAUUGUCAUACCAGAGCGUGAUGUGUCAGGACCCUGGUGGACCCAUGGCAUGGGGAUGAGGAGAAGGAGCACACAUGAAGAGAGAAGUUGGAGCAGGCAUGAGGAUAGGGAAGCAAAAGGAGAGGAGUCGCAAUGCACGUGGAUGUGAGAGUGAUCGAGCGAGACCUACAUCAUAUAAACCCGGUGAGCUGUUUCAUGACCCCAAUCUGAAUACCAUCAUACAUUAUACAUGCUGUAAUCAACUAUUAUUUGGGUUGCUUGAGUCAUUUCUUAAAUACCAUCCCACUGAAUUUUACCUUCGACAUAGGGCGAUUGAUGUGAAUAUGUGAACUGAGUGUUGAAUGCCUUGUAAACUAGUGAUCUACACCAUCCAUGCUUUGCUGAAAUUUGUGGAAGUUAUUAGUUUUGAGUGCUCAAAUCCCUAGUACACUAGAAAACUUGAUCAUUUUCUGCUUUUACCUUGAUACACCUAGAUCACCAUGUUUAGAUGCUGAAUUUGUGCGAAGUGUGUUCCCAUUGAGAGCAAUCACCUAACCACUAUGGAUUAGCAUGCUAUGUUCCCUGGAUCGGUAGCAUGUGAACCAGACAUGGAGAAGUGAUGAUUCCUGUUUUUGUGCUUAUGCGUUGUUCAUUUAAGAUAAGUAAUAUUGAAUAAAUAAGUCUGACUACCUACAGUAGCAUGUCAUGUUCCCGGGAUCGGUGGCAUGUGAAAUCGGGUUAGCUUGGGCAGUAAUUAAAAAAAAUGUAAUUGUCGAACCAGGUGUAUACCAUGUUCUCGGGAUCGGUGGUAUGUUCCUUUGGGGAGACAAACAAAAAAAAACUAAUAAUUGGUCGAGCCAGGUGUAUACCAUGUUCUCGGGAUCGGUGGUAUGUUCCUAUGGUGAGACUAAUAAUAAUAUAAUCAUUGCUUUAUCUCUGUAAAUAAGUGAUUUGAUCACAAGAUUUAAUUCCAGUUCAUUUUGUUCUUGGGAUCAUGCUCUCUUUAGGAACCAUUUGGCACAGUCAUCAUUUAAACUUGUUGAUCCUCUUUUAUCAUUGUAAAGGUUUAAAAUGGUCAUGCUUACUAGUGUCCUAUUGCUCUGUAGCACUCUUAACCAUUGAUUUUCACUAGCUAAGUCCAAAAGCAUGCAUUGUUUAGAGAUCUACUUCCUUGGACAUUCUCUAGUCAGCUCACUAUUUACUAUCUUGCUCUUGUCAUAUGCCUUUGCUUGAGGACAAGCAAAGAUUUAAGUGUGGGGGAACUUGAUAAGUAUAUUUCACAUAUAUAAUUUUGGUACUCAAAUGUAGCAUCUAUCGUGAUAUAUCCGUCCAUUCUUGCCAUGCUUGAUUGAAUAUUGCUUGAUAAUCAUAAAAAGAUCAUUUACUAGUCUUUGGUCUAUCUUGCAGAAGUGUGCGCAAAGGCACCAAUAAUCGUCAAGAUUCUGUCUAGGUGGUUAUCGAGAAGAGUGAAGAAAAGAAGAGAAGGGAGAAGAUACUUGAGUGAGAUGAAAAUAAGUAACCAGGGCGCUAACUAUAGAAGAGAGGGGAUCUACUUGGGAAGGAAGAAGACAGAAGGAGGGCAAAAGUGCAAAGUGGCAGAUCUGAUCGAGAGGGGUCAAAUCCCUAGCCAUCUCCUUCGAUCCCCUUGGGGCUUGGCACAACUCAUCUCUCUCCCUCACCCCUCCUUCUCCACCUCCGGCCGCCGCCACAGCCAGGCCGGCGUGGUGGUGCGCCACCCAGCAUCUCACCUGCUCCACACCGCCGCCGCAUCACCACCUCGCGCCGCAGCACCAUCCACCACCACGAUCAUCUCCUUCCACCCGCGCCACAACACUGCCGCAUCACCACCUCCAGCGCCAUCCAUCCCCUCACGCAUCCAUCCAUCAGCGCCACCAGCUCCACCACCACACCACUGAAUGCCCCCGCGCUGCUGCUCUAUCUUUCUUCCUCCCCUACUGCUUUCUGUUGCCCCUUCUUCGCCUACCUCGAUGCUGCUCCUCCACCUCUCUUCUUCUCCCAAGAUCUGCUCCUGCUGCUUUCUCUAAUAUCCCCACGCCUUUGCUGUUCUUCUUGCCCAAACCUUACUGCUGCUCCUUCUCUAAACAUACUGCUGCCACUGCGCUCAGCUGCUUCUUCUCUGAACCUACUGCUGCUCCUCUCCAGCGCCCCCUUGCUGCUCUUCUCCAGCGCUUCCUUGCUGUUCCUAGUUCUUCUCUGAACUAAAACUGCUGCUGCUUCUCUCCUCUCUUACUUCUUGCAAAUUUCUGAAAACUGCUAGGUGAACCUUGUGUAAUAUUCAGAUUUGUGCCUUGAGAUGCUUAUGUAAUAUUCAGAUUUGAAGUGUACUUGCAAUCUGCUGUUUGCUCUGUUUAAGUACUUGUAUAAUAUAGUGUAUGUGUUUUGAGAUCUGACUAGUUGAGGCUUUGUUACUUUGAGAGAUACUUGAUCUAUCAUAUUUUGGUUUUGUCAAUUGGUAUUCUGCUAGUAUGUGUGUGUGUGUGUGUGUGUAAUUCAUCAAAAAUAUUGUUGUGUGCUGAUGAUUAAUGUCCAGUUUACUGUUCCUGCGAUA